Messenger RNA from Hypanus sabinus (Atlantic stingray), 1621 nucleotides. RefSeq names its product adaptor related protein complex 5 subunit sigma 1 (gene ap5s1). Gene Ontology annotation, cellular component: late endosome; cytosol; lysosome. The record is from RefSeq and is a predicted model, not a curated record. Lineage: Eukaryota; Metazoa; Chordata; Chondrichthyes; Myliobatiformes; Dasyatidae. The coding region runs from base 44 to 682 and encodes 212 amino acids. Gene Ontology annotation, biological process: endosomal transport; double-strand break repair via homologous recombination. The transcript is spliced from 2 exons.
CCGUGUUCUCGCGAGAGGCGUUGCCCACCUUGCUGCGGUUGCCAUGGUACGGGGCUUCGUGCUGCUAACGCUCGGCCGCGGACGGACCCGGCUCCUCUACUCGCGGCUGUUCGGGCCCGAGGGACCGCCUGCCGAGCUCCCGGUUCCAGCCUCCGAUUGGGACGCCGAGCUCGGGGCUCCAGUUUCCGACCAGGCCAGCCUCGGCCUGCAGCGUGAUAGGCUACGGGCGAAGGAACAGCUGAUGGCCGUCGCCAGGCAAGUGUCUUCUUCCUGUAUUUUGGCCCGGCAGGCAGCAGAUAAACCCCUCCCUGACUCAGGGGCUGCACUGAGUGAGGAAUCCAUUGGGUCCCAGGAGCCGGACUUGGGUGUGUUCCGACUCCCUGCUGGCGAUAUCUUCACCGAAGAAACAAUAGUUGUGUGGAUAGGAGUUCACUUCUUGGGCUUUGCCCUAAUCUGUGAUACUUACGAGAACCUUAUGUUGGCGGAGAAUACCCUGCGCCUGUUGGUCAGGUACUUUAAAGAGCAUCUGAAACUGUUCAACCACAGUAAUGAUAUUGUACUGAAGACAGAUCGAAUUGAGGCAAUCCUCAACACAUUUCUACCUCAUGGUCAACUGAUGUUUCUUAACUGUUGCUUUAUUCAGAGUUUGGAGAAGGAACUCAAUGCUUCCAUGUUGAAGUAAGACUAAAGCCGAAGUCACAGCAGCGGUUCAGAGAGAACCAGUGUUCAAAUUUAUGCCGACAUGAAAUGUCGUCUUCCUGAUGAGAUACCUCUGUUUGUUUGUUCCUAGAUGCUACCUGACCUGCUGAAUAUAAUCAGCGUUUUAUCCACUGAUGCUCUUGGAUGUUGAAAUGAAAAGCUUUCAUUUUCUUUACAGAUUUUUUAAACAAACUCUUCAACUUUCUGCCCUGCUUCUGGCGUAUAGAUCACCCAAUCAGUUGCUCAUUCAUUCUGAACCUGUAAAAGAAGGGCACACAUCUGAUUCCAACCACGUCCUGUUCCAGUUCAAUAAUUGCACUUUCUAACUGCAAUCAUCGUGUCGUGAUAGGGGCCCUAUCUAGAGCACAAAAACAUUCUGGUGUAGUGGUUUUGUCUCAGAGGUGAAACAGCUGAUGUUUUGCCAUGGAUGCUCAGUGCAACAAUUCAGGCUUCUUGUCCUUUAGUUAAAAUAUUAAGCUGAGGUCCCAUCCACUCCAGGUGAAGGGUCCCAAAAUAUCGACUGUCCCUUUCCCUCCGCAUAUACUGCCUGACUGCUGAAUUCCUCCAGCAUCAUUGCUGCUCGCAUCUGUCAUAUUCCAUAAGUGUAAAACAUCCCAUGAUAUUUUAAUGAAACAAAGGGGAGAGGGUGACUUCCAGUGUAUUGUGGAAUGACUUUCCCUUAAUUUGAAUUUGAAAUUCUGAUUGUUCAAAUUGGCUACUGCCCUUCUUGGAGCAAUUAAGACAUGCUUUAUUGUUUGUAAAACUUUGGGACAUUCUGAGGCUGUGACUGGUGCUACAGAAAUGCAAGUCUUCUCUGUUUUGUCAGUGAAAAAUGCAAAAAGAUGUUCAUAUUUUAAUGACAAAUUUCAUAUUGUAUCUGUGUAGUCAGACAACAGUAAAAUAAACAACUUUGUUUAUUCAA